Actinia tenebrosa (Australian red waratah sea anemone) is the source of this 2033-nucleotide messenger RNA. Its product is annotated as nudC domain-containing protein 3. NCBI's taxonomy places the organism in Eukaryota, Metazoa, Cnidaria, Anthozoa, Actiniaria, Actiniidae. Gene Ontology annotation, biological process: protein folding. Gene Ontology annotation, cellular component: cytoplasm. The record is from RefSeq and is a predicted model, not a curated record.
AACUGACUGAAGUACUUUGUUCGACCAUCGAGAUUUCUUUCUUAUUUUUCUUAAACAUUGGCCAGUAAAUAUUUCAGAAAAUAACUCAUAAACACUCUCAAUAGCUGGAGCAUUGGUUAUUUCAAUACAAGAGGACGAUCGCUGACAUGGAUUCCGCACAAAUUGACAAUCUUUUCCUUGGUAUUCUCCAAAACUGUGGUCAAAUUGAACCGUUUUUGGACAUAAUUUUUUCCUUUUUGGCCAGAAGGACAGAUUUUUUUCGAAUAAUGCACAAAAAGGAUGACAAAAUGGGUUUCCCCGAAGGCAUAGCAGAGAAAAUGKUUAUGAAGAUAUUCAAGAAAUACCAAAGCAUAGUUCUUGGAAGUGUUGAUGUAAGCAAAGAAAAGAAAACAAGCAAAUCUAAGACCAAAACAGAAGCCAGAACUGAUACUUCUUUGGAUAGUACCCAAGAAAAACAACAAGAAAAAGAACAUAAAGAAGAAGAAAAACAAAAAUCUGAGAUGUCUGUAGCAGCUCCAACUGUGGUUGCUUCAACUGUGGAGGUAACAUCAUCCGAUGUGGACCAACCUGUCCAUGAGCAGCCUUGUUCAUCGGACGUACAAGAUGAAAAGAGUAGUAGAGCACAUGAUACAGAACCAAGUGAAAAAUCUUCAGAAUCUGAGUCCAAGCUUUUAGAACCAGGCAAGCUUCCUGAAUGCUAUAAUGGUGCAGUUUUGGAUAGGUACACAUGGUCACAAACAAUUAAGGACAUAGACAUUAAAGUGCCUGUGCCAAAAUGUGUUCAGCGAGCCAGAGAUCUGACUGUGGAAAUAAAAAGCACAUCUUUGAAAGUUUGUUUGAAAGGGAACAUUGCAUCUGAAGAACUGCCUCCUGGAAAUAAUGUUCUCAUUGAUGGGGAACUCCAGAGAACAGUAAAAUGUGAAGAAUCCAUGUGGUCAUUAGAACCAGGAAAAUGUGUCCAGAUUAACCUGGAAAAAACUGAGGAACGAUUCUGGACAGCUGUAUGUAAGGGAGACCCUGAGAUUGACAGAACCAAGGUGGAUUCUACGAGGAAUAUUGAUGACUUUGAUGAACAAACACAAACAGAUUUCCAGCAAGUUAUGUACGAUCACCAACAAAAACUAAUGGGCAAGCCUACAAGUAAAGAAAAGAAAACCCAUGAUUUGCUAGAAAAAGCCUGGAAUGCAAAGGGAUCACCAUUUGCUGGCACACCAUUUGAUCCUUCACAAGUGAACCUAUCAGGCUGAAAACUUUAAGACUGAAUUUCAAGAACAAGUGACUCAUUAUUAAGCCUUUUCCGGACCCCUUAUAUAUUAAUAUACUGCAAUGAAACAUUGCCUUUUUCAAGGCCAGGAAGUCAUGUUUUUGACACAAAUUUUAAAGGAAGACUGUUGAGGACUUAGUGGCACAUAGGAUUGUGGGAACAAAAUUGAAUUACAAGAAGGUAUAACAUUGAAAGUUGCAUGUUGAAAAGUAUGAAUUGACAAAAAAAAAAAUUAAUAGAAUACUGUGCAAGCAUGAGGUCUUUGGAACCACUUGAAAAGAGUGUUGUUAUUAUGCUGUUUAUUAGUUAUAUAGUUUAAUUUACUGAACAUGAGAAUGAAAUAGUAAAAAUUGAAAAUUAAAUAUAAUAUUAAGGAUUGCUCAUUUAUUAAGUAAUGCUUCAAGGAACAAGAAACGACCUUGAAAAUGGGGCAUUGUUUCAAAUUACAUAGAGUGGAUUGGUAUAAGAUUGAAGGUAGGGGCUGAAACUAGUUUACUGCUCCCUUCUUUAGUCACUAUGACCUAAUAAGAGGCUGCGAUGAUGUAACAUGCAAUCGAAGAAUUGAAGGUGCAUAAAUAGGGGUUAUAAGAUGUUUUAGAUAGAAAGUACUAAGGUUAGAUACAAAUGUGGGCUUGCUCCAACAAAGCCCUAAGAAAGCCUACCAAACUUUUUUAACCUUCAAAAUCAAAUUCAUAAAAUUCUUUCAAUAUUUUUAAAAAACCCUAAGAAAAUAUCUGUAAAACUAUGGAUUAAAACUGUUUCACUUCUU